ACGUCCCCCGAGCGGCACGUGCGCCGCUGCUGACACAAACUCUCGACGCGAUCGUAAACAUCACUCGCGUCGUCAACUCUCGUACGAACAGUUGUUUUACCGGUCAGCUGUGACUGACAGCGCCUGGCGCUUAUUAACCUCAGCCCAUAGGACAAAAUGCUCUGGAUUUAUGUGUCUUCUUCUAUAGUGAUUGAACAGGUGCAGCCCGCGAGCGGCAGAUAGUGUUGCGGUCAGACCGCUAGUGAACUCGGUGACUGUGUGAACGUUGUCGCGGUUGAACGCCGCUGUAGGGAGUUGUAAUAAGCAGCCGCCUAGAGCGGCCGAGCAUGACGAUGGACCAGCAGACAGGCCUUAUGUCCCUCAACAUGUCCCCCUUCGAUUUGAGCCCGGGCCCAGAAGGAUCUGGAUCUGGCGGAGGCCCCUCAGGAGCAUCCCAGCAAUACGUCCCGCAGGGUGCUGCAUACCAGUGCACGCCUGAACAGCAAUCUUUUGGCUAUGCCAAUUUGGACCCAUCAUAUCUGUUUCCAACAGGAACUGGGGGUGAGCCCGGCGGUUACUUGCCUGCAGCCGGAACCGUGUGCGACCAAACUGACACAAAGGAUGUGAUCGAGGAGUUGUGCCCAGUUUGUGGAGACAAAGUCAGCGGCUAUCACUACGGCCUGCUGACCUGCGAGUCCUGCAAAGGUUUCUUCAAGCGAACCGUGCAAAACAAAAAGGUGUACACAUGUGUCGCUGAACGAGCCUGUCACAUAGAUAAAACACAGCGGAAACGCUGCCCAUUUUGCCGUUUCCAAAAGUGCUUGGACGUCGGGAUGAAAUUGGAAGCUGUUCGAGCGGAUCGCAUGCGAGGAGGACGCAAUAAGUUUGGGCCCAUGUACAAACGAGAUCGUGCUCGCAAACUCCAGAUGAUGAGACAGCGACAAAUUGCUGUCCAGACGCUGCGUGGCUCGCUGAGCGAUGGCGGGCUUGUGCUCGGAUUCAGUUCGCCAUACGCAUCUGUGCCCGUGAAGCAGGAAAUCCAGAUCCCUCAAGUGUCUUCAUUGACAUCUUCCCCCGAGUCUUCUCCCGGCCCGGCCCUGCUGGCCGCGCAACAGCCGCAGCCGCCACCGCCUCCGUCCCACGACAAGUGGGAAGCACCCUCACCCCAUUCCGCGUCGCCGGACGCGUUCGCCUUCGAUGCGGCCACCGCCGCUGCCACCCCAUCAAGCACAGCAGAAGCCACCAGUACAGAAACACUGCGAGUUUCUCCAAUGAUUCGUGAAUUCGUUCAAACAAUCGACGACCGCGAGUGGCAGAAUUCGCUCUUCGGACUCUUGCAGAGCCAAACCUACAACCAGUGUGAAGUCGAUCUAUUCGAAUUAAUGUGCAAAGUUCUGGACCAAAAUUUGUUCUCUCAAGUGGAUUGGGCGCGGAACACCGUGUUCUUUAAGUAUCUAAAGGUUGAUGAUCAGAUGAAAUUGCUGCAGCACUCGUGGUCUGACAUGUUGGUCCUGGACCACCUGCACCAACGGAUGCACAACGGCCUGCCCGAUGAGACCACGCUACACAACGGACAGAAGUUCGAUUUACUGUGCUUAGGUCUCCUGGGCGUGCCCUCUCUCGCCGAGCACUUCAACGAGCUCCAGAACAAGCUAGCCGAACUCAAAUUUGACGUUCCGGAUUACAUAUGCGUCAAAUUCUUGCUUCUUCUCAAUCCGGACGUGAGGGGCAUAGUGAAUGUGAAAUGCGUCCGAGAUGGCUACCAAACAGUGCAAGCUGCGCUUUUGGACUACACGCUCACUUGCUAUCCAAACAUACAGGAUAAGUUCGGCAAACUCGUGAUGGUUGUCCCCGAGAUCCACGCGCUGGCCGCGCGAGGGGAGGAGCACCUGUACCAGCGGCACUGCGCGGGGCAGGCGCCGACGCAGACGCUGCUGAUGGAAAUGUUACACGCCAAACGCAAGCCUAAUGGAGGUGAAAUGGUUAACCGGAGUGCUGAGCAUACGUCGACUCUUGACAGAUUGUGCGGCUUCCUGCCAAGCGACACGAUUGAGCCGCAUUCGCCGAUCUAGAGUCUUGAGUUCCCAGUGAAGAAUAACAAAAUGAAGACCGAAGAUGCGCCAAGCGCUCCUGAUACCACAUCAGAUAGUAUAUUUUACAAAAAUACUACUUAUUAAUUAGCUUUAGUUGUUAACUUGGUGUGUGAUUAAAUUUAUUAAGUUAUUGCGCCGAGCGCCGACCGGCGGUGCCGCGCGUGCCUAGUCCGAAUACAGAUAAAACAAAUAUUUAUCUACCUAAUAUCUGUAACAUAAAUAUACAAAAACAUUAUACACCAGUUCGUGUAGCUAC
This is a messenger RNA of Ostrinia nubilalis (European corn borer), 2328 nucleotides long. It is a transcript of the gene ftz-f1, whose product is annotated as nuclear hormone receptor FTZ-F1. Gene Ontology annotation, biological process: tissue development; hormone-mediated signaling pathway; regulation of transcription by RNA polymerase II. Gene Ontology annotation, molecular function: zinc ion binding; nuclear receptor activity; RNA polymerase II cis-regulatory region sequence-specific DNA binding. The record is from RefSeq and is a predicted model, not a curated record. NCBI's taxonomy places the organism in Eukaryota, Metazoa, Arthropoda, Insecta, Lepidoptera, Crambidae. The transcript is spliced from 8 exons. The coding region runs from base 327 to 2051 and encodes 574 amino acids. Gene Ontology annotation, cellular component: RNA polymerase II transcription regulator complex.